Pseudomyrmex gracilis is the source of this 624-nucleotide messenger RNA. RefSeq lists its product as uncharacterized. Gene Ontology annotation, biological process: sodium ion transport. Gene Ontology annotation, cellular component: membrane. Gene Ontology annotation, molecular function: sodium channel activity. The coding region runs from base 1 to 432 and encodes 143 amino acids. The record is from RefSeq and is a predicted model, not a curated record. The transcript is spliced from 2 exons. Lineage: Eukaryota; Metazoa; Arthropoda; Insecta; Hymenoptera; Formicidae.
AUGAAAUACGAAUACGGAAUCUCGUUGUCACAAUUACGUACGAGUCUGAAAUACAGGAGCAAGGAGUAUUUUCUGGAAAACUCGUUGCACGGCAUAUCGUACAUCGUGGAUUCAUCGCUGCGGAAAUGGGAGAGGUAUUUAUGCACAUCACAAUUUUAUAAUAUACUUAUUUUGCGUAGAAUAUUAUGGUUAAUAUUAACCGUGUCCUCACUGAUUGCGACAAUCUGGGUCAUGUUGAUAAUCUGGGACAGAUUUCAAAGAGAACCGACUAUGAGCGAAGUCGAUACAUCCACCGAAAACAUUAAACUCGAUUUUCCGCAGAUAUUCCUUUGCCUCGAUUGGUCACAACUGAAUCAUUCUAAUUUAAGGGAGGCAUGUAUUUUUCCACUCCGCUUGACGCAAAACGCUUGCGUAAUUUUUGAUAUUUUUUAAAUAUUAAUUUUAAUUAUUGUUCGUGUGGCAAAUAUAGAAUGAAAGAACUUUAUACGAAAAAGUAUACAACUGGCGAUGGGGCGAAGCUAUUGAACCGCUGCCAGAUGAGUUGCAAGACGAAAAGAAUUUUCGCAACAUUUUUUAUUCACUAACGCCCGACUGCGAUGCGUUCUACGGUAAUUGCACGUUCAG